CCGCGCGUCAGAAGACUCUUGUCCCUCGGCGCGCUCCAUCCGAGGCGGGAGUUGCUUGCUCGCUUGCCGCCGGCUGUGCGCGGAGAGCCGGGCCGGGCCGCUGAGGGGGUGUGACGCCUCGGCCUUCCCUCCGCUUCUUCCAUGGCCUUCCGACGGGUCGUGGCGGUCACAGCCGCCGCCGCGUGCGGCUUGGCGGGCGGCUCGGUGCUCUUCUCGGCGGUGCCGGUGGCCAAACAGCAAGUGGACAAGGCCGGCGGGGGCGAGAACCGUUUCGCGGAGCCGGCGCUCUCCUCCUCGUCGGGCCCGCCGCCUCCGGGCCUGCUGCUCCUGCCUUCGCCGGCCGCCUCCCUCUCCGCCGCCCCCGCGCCCGCCUGGCUCGAGAAAACCAACGGCUGCGGCUUCUGGGACAGCAACUGGGACAGACGAGAACCCUUGGCCCUGAUGAACCUAAAGAAGAAAAACCAAGAGACUGGAGAAGAGGAGGUCUCUGCUCGCUUGUCCCACUACAAAGCGAAAGCCACCAGACACAUAUUCCUCAUACGCCACUCUCAGUACAAUACAGAUGGGCAAAAUGAUAAAGAUCGGAUCCUGACACAGUUGGGCCGUGAGCAGGCUGAGUUUACGGGGCAAAGGCUUGCCAGCUUGGGACUGAAAUUUGAUAAAAUUGUACAUUCUUCUAUGACCAGAGCAACUGAGACCACCAACAUCAUCAGUAAACAUCUUCCUGGGGUGACAAAAUCAAGCACAGAUUUGCUGCGUGAAGGAGCACCAAUUGAACCAAAUCCUCCCAGCUCUCACUGGAAACCCGAAGCCGUGCAGUAUUACGAAGACGGGGCCCGCAUUGAAGCUGCAUUCCGAAACUACAUCCACCGGGCCGACGUAAAGCAGGAAGAGGAUAGUUAUGAAAUCUUUGUUUGUCAUGCCAAUGUCAUCCGUUACAUAGUUUGCAGAGCAUUGCAGUUCCCUCCAGAAGGCUGGCUUCGGAUCUCCCUCAACAACGGCAGCAUCACCCACUUGGUGAUCCGUCCGAGUGGCCGAGUGGCGCUUCGGAUGCUUGGGGACACAGGGUUUAUGCCUCCAGAGAAAAUCACGCGCAACUAAGGGAGCCUUUCUGGAGCGCUCUGUGUCAGUACAACUGUGGUAUAGGCUUCUGGCUCGGUGGGAUAUGGGGUUUCCCAAUGCUAAUCAACCAAUGCCUACUCCCCCCACAUCCCUGCUUUAUUUGUAUGUAAACAGGAAGGUUUUUCAGCCAAGGGGGGGGGCCCUUUUGCAAUGUAACUUUGAACUUGCCUGAUUUGCAGCAAUAGUUAAUGGAAGGAAGAUCCUAUUGAGACAGUCUUACCUAUUGAACUUUUUUGGCUGUAAUAGGAAAACAGCUGUGGCUUCUAAACAAAGUCUAUUCCUGUGUGUAGAGGGCCUCCCCCCCUUCUGUAGGAAGAAGAUAAAACUUGCAGGCUCAGAAAACAUUUAUCAGAAAUACAAACAUUUUGAUACCCAGAUAUUAAGGCUGUAUUGUGGGCAGGAAGUAUUUCACCCUCUAGAUAUUAGACUACACACUCCAUCAGCCACAGCCAGCCUAAAUAAAUGAAAAGGAAUGCUGGGGAUUGCAAUCCAGUGCCGUCUGGAACAGGGUCAGCAACUGCACUGCAAAUGCCAUUCAAGUGUCGAGAAGUUAAACCUUAGGCUGUGAUCUAACUAUACCAAGAGGCUGGGACCCUCCUGAUGCAAGCCAAAAAUAGUUGUUUCCAAGCUGAAGAGAGAUUCUUCCUGGACAUAGAAGUUCCUUCUCACUAAUCUAAGACCAACUUGAUCACUCCAGUAUCUUUGCAACGAUGAACUGUUAGAACCACCUAGUCCUUUUUCUCACCCUCUUCCUGGGAGAAGAAACCUCUGGGGAUGCUUAGGUGCUAAUUGUAAUGAAUUUAGAAGUGGGGCUUCCAUGACCAUAAGAUCCUUCCGUCCUCAAGGGAAAUGGUGGUGGUCUUUUUAAAUCAAUACGCAAAAGAAGUUAUGACAAAAUGUCGGGAGAAAUAAAUGUUUUGACUUUCACAAAGCUUCCUUGAUAUUAAACUUCCUGGAAAGGCUA
Messenger RNA from Anolis carolinensis (green anole), 2086 nucleotides. RefSeq names its product PGAM family member 5, mitochondrial serine/threonine protein phosphatase (gene pgam5). The coding region runs from base 142 to 1101 and encodes 319 amino acids. The record is from RefSeq and is a predicted model, not a curated record. Gene Ontology annotation, cellular component: mitochondrion. NCBI's taxonomy places the organism in Eukaryota, Metazoa, Chordata, Lepidosauria, Squamata, Anolidae. Gene Ontology annotation, molecular function: protein serine/threonine phosphatase activity. Gene Ontology annotation, biological process: peptidyl-threonine dephosphorylation; positive regulation of mitochondrial fission. The transcript has 6 exons.